AUGUCUGGGUCAGCGGCCCUUGAGUACGGGUUUCCAAGCACACAUUCUACCAAUGCCGUGUCUGUAGCGCUGUAUGGAAUUCUAUCUCUCCGCUCUACUCCCGAUGUAUCAACCACCCUGCGACUCUCUCUCGAAGCUUUAGCAUGGGUAUAUGCAAUUUCCAUUGUAUUAGGACGACUGUAUUGCGGUAUGCACGGAUUUCUAGACGUCAUUGUCGGUAUUUGCCUCGGCGCUGUUCUCGCGAUUGUAGAUUGGGUAUCUCGGGAUGCGGUUGAUGCAUUCGUCUUCAGCGGGUCUUGGCAGGUUCCUGUAGUCUUUAUUGUGGUGGGCUUGAUUAUGGUUAGGAUACAUCCUGAGCCUGCUGAUUCCUGCCCAUGCUUCGAUGAUGGGGUUGCAUUCGCUGCAGUGGUUAUGGGGUGUGAUGUGGGGCACUGGCAUUAUGCGCAGAGCUCCUGGAGCUGGAACGAGCCCGUUCCAGCUACAGUCCCGUACUCAUAUGAAGAGCUUGGCUUGACGAAAAGUGUAUUAAGAGUGGUUGCCGGCGUUUGUGUUAUAUUUGCAUGGAGAGAAUUUAUGAAACCCACCUUACACCAUUUUUUACCUCCUCUUUACAGAGUAAUCGAAAGUAUCGGUUUAUCUUUACCACGAAAACAUUUUACACCAGCUUCUGAAUAUAAAAAGGUCCCACGUUUGCCCGAUGACACCCUUUUUGGUCUGAGUGAACUUCCUGCAUUGAUCCUCAACUUUCGUCGGCCGCGUUCUGACUCUGUCGGUCCCCAAUCCGCCGCUGAUGCUUAUGAAACGCUUGCAUAUCGAGAAAAGAAGCGCCGGGAAAGCAUUGGAACGAGCCAAUCCCGUUCUCCUUCUGUAUCCAGGGAUGUAGCAAACUAUGAGAACGAAAUGGGCAGUGGGAACGUCGAUGUUAAAGCGCUAGUUGUUGAUUCAGAUGAUGAAAAGGCAGAGGCAGAGGUCUUUAGGAAGAUCGAAAGGCCUAGAGUCAGGUAUGAUGUUGAGGUUGUGACAAAGCUCGUAGUAUAUGCUGGUAUCGCUUGGUUUGCGGUAGAAGGAAUUCCGAUAUUUUUGGAAAUAAUAGGGCUUGGGAUCGCCUCUCAUGGAUUUGAAGCGAGGUAG
Morchella sextelata is the source of this 1131-nucleotide messenger RNA. RefSeq lists its product as uncharacterized. Bases 1 to 1131 code for a protein of 376 amino acids. Gene Ontology annotation, molecular function: sphingosine-1-phosphate phosphatase activity. Gene Ontology annotation, cellular component: endoplasmic reticulum membrane. The record is from RefSeq and is a predicted model, not a curated record. Lineage: Eukaryota; Fungi; Ascomycota; Pezizomycetes; Pezizales; Morchellaceae. The transcript has 4 exons.